Molecule: messenger RNA, 1653 nt
Organism: Adineta steineri
Lineage: Eukaryota; Metazoa; Rotifera; Eurotatoria; Adinetida; Adinetidae
Source: the annotation of a GenBank genome assembly
AUGCCACUAUAUGAUUUACCAAAAAUAUUUUUACCAACUACAAUUGAUAUUGAACAGUUAAGUUCACAAGUACGUGAAUUACUUUCUUCAUACAGUAUUGGUCAACGUGAAGCUGUUCUUAAUCUUUCUCAAGGUACAGUUAGUGAAAUACUAUCAAAACCUCGACCAUGGCAUGCAUUAAGUGUCAAAGGUCGUGAACCAUAUAUACGUAUGUAUAGUUGGUUUUGUGAUACCGACAAUGUACAAAAAUUACUUGCUUGGAAACAAGAACGAGAUAUUCUACGUCGUAGUAUUCGUCCUUCAACAAAAUCACAGAAUCAUGAUACAGAAAGUAACAAUAAUCCUACUUUAAAACGUCGAUAUAUAUUUACAGAAGAUCAACGUCGUAGAUUAAAACAAAUAUUCGAAAGUGAACCUUAUCCAAGUCAAGCAAAAUUAGAACAACUCGUUGAUGAAUUAUCCUUGCCAAUGAACAAAAUAUCGAAUUGGUUUCAUAAUGCCCGAAUGAGAACUAAACCUAAUACGUAUACGAAAGAUACAAAUAAAAUAUCUUUGACGCCUUUAACUGAUAAUAAUGAUGACGAUGAUGGUGAUAAUGAUGAAGAUGAGGACGAUGAUGAUGAUGAUGAUGAAGAUAAUACUUUACCAACAAUUGUACCCUUAAAUAAUUCAUGGUUUAAUACGACAAAUGAUUCAGAUAGUUCGACUAGUCCAAUUAGUUUAGCAACAGCAUCAGCAAAUAUUAUCUCUUUAAUCGACGAACAAAAGCCUACUCUCUCGAUAUCUACAUUUAGUUCAAGUAAACGAUUUCAUGAACUUGAUAAACGUUGUCGAGAUUUUGAAAAUGCAAAUAAUGAAUUAAAACAAUUGAAUAUUCAACUUGAAAAAGAUUCAUUAAGUGUUGGUGGUGUUACUGAAUUAUUUCGACGAGGACCUGAAGGACAAACAAGUGAUAGUAAUUCAAAUGAAACUAUAAUAAUUGAAGAUGUAUUAAAUCAAUCAUCGACAUCUCCAGCUUCAUUUAAGGGUUCAUUUUCACAUGUUUCAUCACGUGAUACAACAUCCGAUGAAGCAUUAACUGCUAUUGUUAUUAGUCAACGUGAACGAUUUCGUAUUCGCAAUGUUGAAUUAGAGAACGAAAAUGUUUCAUUAAAACAACAAACGAAUAUGUUUCAAAAUGAAAUGGAUAAACUUCGAUCGAACAAUAUAAAAUUAUAUGAAAAAAUUAAAUUCGUUCAGAAUUAUCCUACAACACGCGGAACAGAUGAUCCUAUUGAUCGGUAUUCACGUGGUUACGAUGCAUCAUUGGAUCCAUUUACUAAUUUUACGAAACAAGAAAAACAAAAGAAAUAUGAAUCACUUAAAAUUCAUGAAAAAUUUGCUUUAAACUUUGGUAAAUUUAUUCUCUCAUCACAUCAAAGUCGAACAUUUUUUGUCAUUUAUUUUAUUCUCGUUCAUAUUCUUAUCUUUCUUUCUCUUUAUAAAAUGGUUCAUGUUGGUUCAUCCGUACGUGAUAUGUCACAAGUUUGUUUUGAUAAAUUUCGAGAACAUAUGGCAGGUGUACAUGGAGAAAAGAAUUUUCAUUUUGAACAUGGCCAUGCUCAUGCUCCACCAGGUGUCGUUCCAGCUGCAGCACCACUACCUCAUCGAUAG